CAUUUUCUGUAGUAGUUGUAAAAUUUUCCACACUAAUUCUAAAAUUUUCUAGCUUCAGUAUUUUGCCAUUCCUUAAAUGAAUUGUCAAUGCAGUGGCCAUUUUUUGUUUAAUUUCCCUCCAGGGCUGUAGGUGGCAGUGAUGUCUAUUUUAUCUGGCUCCCUUAAAGUAGAGCAGCGUUCCACUUCCUGUUUAUCAUUCACAGCUAGCUUAGGUGGAGGCAGAAAGUACUAGCUCUGCAAUCAAUGAAAUAUUCCAGAAAACCCUCUUUAGGAUUCACGAGGAAGUGAAGGCUAGCAGAAACUUUCAGUGCAAAUAAUUUUUUCCUUUUAAAAAUGGAGCUAAAGCAACCAUAGAUCAUGGAAGACAAACCUGCCAGGAUGCCGGAUCAUUCCAAACAAAUAUUUUAGCCUCUGCUCUUCUCCCCAGUUUCUUCUCCCUAAUGUUCCCAGAGGGUCAUCAGACGCAUGUCACGGCUCAGGUCCACAAUCGACAGCGUCACCAAGGCAGUGGGAGGCACGGACCUCAUCUCCAGAUUCUCCCGCUUCAAACCUGGUGGUGCCGCAGCCAACGGUGCCCUCCCUGAGAAAACGCCACUCAAAGCUGAGCGCGUCAGUGCUAAUGACACCUCUUCUGGAGGAAUGAAGGAGAAGGCAGGUGGGACAAAUGGAGCAGUGGAGGAGGCAGAUGAGCAGAGGGAGCAAGUUGCAGAGAAGCCUUUCGUUGCCCAAAAAAUUUCUGUUAAAGUCUUUAUGUCUACUUGGCUUACAGAUACCUUUUAAGUAGCCGCUCUGAGCUCCACCUCAACUGUGGCAAAGCAAACCAGGCAGCUGUUUCACCCAGCAGCUCUGUCCACAAAUAUGGACGAGACGUACAAGACUCUAUCCAACCACAUCAACAGUUACUUUGGUCCAAACACACAGGGAGAAGAUGGAGAGAACAGAAAGCAUCUUUCGGAGCCCGUUCCGCAUGUCACCACCCUGAGAACAACGGAACCCAUUCCUGUUUUGUCUCCAGUCUCUGAGACCAAGAGUGUCGAAGCGCCCGCUACCUCUCUACCCUCAGAAAAACCCAGUCGGGCUGAAGAGACCACCGCCGCUGCUACCCACGCUGGUGAGAGCACAGCUGUGUCCUCAUAAUAAAUCCCCAAAAAAGGCUUUGUCCCCACUACCUGUCGUAGUCGGCCCAGUCUCUCCUUUAAUAUAUUACCUCUGGGCGAUCCGAGCGUUUCACGCUUGACAGAAAACUGCAAACAUCGAGACCAAUAUGAACGCACAGAGGACAAAGCAGUGGAGAAGACCGAGGGUGAAGAGGAAAAAGCUGAAAAGGCAAAGCGGCAGCAGCUGCUAAGUCAAAGGGAAAAGAUAAUAGCCAGAGUGAGCGUGGACAACAGGACCAGAGCCCUGGUCAAGGGUCUGCAGAGGGUCUCCGACGUGGAGCUCCUCUCCACUCGAGUGGAGGAGCUCAGCUUUCACCUCCUGGAGUUUCCCGAGACUCGGGGCGUGGCAGUCAAGGAGAACCUGUUGCCGUGCUUGCUGCGACUGCGCCAGGCCAGGGACCUUUCCCUUCAGGCGGCUGUUAGGGAAGCUCUGGCGCUGGUUGGCUACACAGACCCGGUCAAAGGCAGAGGAAUUAGGGUGCUGACCAUAGAUGGAGGAGGCACAAGAGGACUGCUGGCCCUCCAGACUCUUCAUAAGCUGCAAGACCUGACUGGAAAACGCAUCCAUCAGCUGUUCGACUACAUCUGCGGAGUCAGCACUGGUGCCAUUUUGGCUUUCAUGCUGGGGAUUUUCCAGAUCCCCUUAGAAGAGUGCGAGGAUAUGUACAGAAAGCUGGGCUCAGACAUCUUCAAACAGAACGUCAUCGUUGGAACAGUGAAGAUGGGCUGGAGCCACGCGUUCUAUGACAGCGAGAUGUGGGAAACCAUCCUCAAGGAACGUAUGGGUGAGGGCCGCAUGAUUGAGAGUGCAAGGGACCCACACUGCCCCAAAGUGGCAGCGGUGAGCACCAUUGUCAACAGAGGUUUGCCUCUGAAGGCCUACGUAUUCAGGAACUACAGGCUCAUGCCCGGAGUGAGGUCCCACUACCUUGGAGACUGCAAACACAAGAUGUGGCAAGCCAUCCGGGCCUCGUCUGCCGCCCCCGGAUACUUCCAGGAAUUUGUUCUGGGAAAAGACCUCCAUCAGGACGGAGGACUCCUCAUCAACAACCCCACGGCUCUGGCCAUUCACGAGUGUAAGUGCCUGUGGCCGAACGCACCCCUGGAGUGCGUGUUGUCUCUGGGGACGGGACGGUACGAGACCGUGGGCACGAACAGCACCAACUACACGAGCUUGAAGACCAAGCUGACUCACGUCAUCAGCAGUGCCACAGAUACGGAAGAGGUGCACACCAUGCUGGACGCCCUGCUGCCACCGGACACCUACUUCCGCUUCAACCCCCACAUGAGCGAGGACGUGCCGCUGAACGAGAGCCGCCAGGACAAGCUGAACCUCCUCAAAGGCGAAGGGGAUCGCUACCUCGAGCGCAACGAGGCCAAGCUGAGGAAGGCGGCCAGCGUGUUGGGCCAGGAGAAGGGCGCCAUCCAGAAGCUGGCCGAGUGGGCCAAGCUGAAGGCCAACAUGUACGAGGGAAUCCCCUUUGUGUCCAAACUGUAAGUUUUUAAGGUAAUGAAGGGCAGGGGGGUGGGGGGAAAAUGCAUUUCUGGCACAUUGUUAUUUGGAAUUUGAUUCAUUCCUAAACGUUUACAUGGGCUAAUGAUGAUAUUAACCCAGGGAUAAAAACUGUAUUGAUUACAUUAUUAAGAUGAAAGAAGUGGAGUUAAAUAAUGUGUUAUACAAUUUUAUUUAUUUUUUUUUUCAAAGGACUAUGUGUGAUAGACACAAUAUUAUGGCUGAUGUAAGAUUUUAAAAAUUAUGCAUUUCCCCAAAAAAAUAAAAUAAAACCAUGUACAAGUAUGAGUUGACUUGAUCUUGAACGUUGAAAAUGUAAAUAACAUACAUGUGUGAGACUCAUGUUCAUGGCCUGAUUAUGUGGAUGUGUGACGUGUUAAUUUGAACAUGUGAAACAAAUGCCUGAAAAUAGAGCUGCACCGAUCAGUCAGAACUUUUUUUCUUGUGUGUAUUAAAUGGAGGAAAACGACAAAGUCCCGCUAUUUACAUUCUAAAGAUCCAUUGACCUACUGCUUGCGCUUAAUUAAUAUUUAAAAAUUCAAGGAAAUGGUGAAAUUUUCUAUACAAUUCAAAACUUCUACCUCGGUCGCAGGAACUGCAGAACGUUUAUCUUUCAUGUGAAGGUCAGUUAGGGAAAUAGAGAAAGUUAGAGUUAAAGUCAGUUAAAGUCAGUUAGAGAAAGUCAGACCGCAAAGAAAACUGAAAAUUGGUAUCAGCAAUGAACUGUCUGAUAGGUGCAUCUCUACCCGUAAGUGAUGUUUGCUUGUGUCCAUGGUAACUUGAAUAGAUUAGGGUGUAAAAGAAAAAGUGAUUGCACAAUGGGAACUGAAAUAGGACUGCCUAUUACUACACUGUACAAAAGUAAAACAAGAAAACUUGUGCACUUUGUAGGAUAACCUUUCUUUUAUCCUAGGUAGAAAAUGUAUUGCUGUUUGAAACAAUCAUGAAUGUCUUUAAGUUCCUCUUUGUAGAUUUUUGGAAGAAAAUUAAACAAAUACAUUCACUGGCCUAAUUCUUAAUUUUUUCAAAGCAUGUUUAUUCUGCUUGAAGCAUCGACUUUUGGGCCUUUCAUAUUGUGAGCAUGUUUAACACGAUGAGCAUCAACUUGCUGUGAUUCCUUCUUUCUCUGCUCCAUAAUGGAAUUUUAAAAAGAUCCAAAAUGUCAUGAAAUAAUAAAAGUUGUUAUUAAAACGCA
Gambusia affinis (western mosquitofish) is the source of this 3865-nucleotide messenger RNA. It is a transcript of the gene pnpla8, whose product is annotated as patatin-like phospholipase domain containing 8. Lineage: Eukaryota; Metazoa; Chordata; Actinopteri; Cyprinodontiformes; Poeciliidae. The record is from RefSeq and is a predicted model, not a curated record. Gene Ontology annotation, biological process: arachidonate metabolic process. Gene Ontology annotation, cellular component: membrane.